Molecule: messenger RNA, 2469 nt
Organism: Camellia sinensis
Lineage: Eukaryota; Viridiplantae; Streptophyta; Magnoliopsida; Ericales; Theaceae
Source: RefSeq, a predicted model, not a curated record
AUGGUGAUAUGUGGGAUGGGUGGAAUCGGGAAGACAACCAUUGCAAAAAUUGUUUAUAAUCAAAACUUCGAUAGAUUUAAAGGUAGUAGUUUUCUUGUAAAUGUUAGAGAAACUUCAAAACAAUCCAAUGGACUGGUUCGUUUACAAAGACAACUUCUUUCAGAUAUUUUUAAGCGGAAAAUAGAAAAAAUACACAAUGUUGACGAGGGAAUCAUUAAGAUUAAAGAUGUUAUAAGCUGUAAAAAUGUUCUUGUUGUUUUAGAUGAUGUGGAUGAGUUGGACCAAGUAAAUGCAAUAUUUGGAAUACGACACUGGUUUCAUCCUGCUAAUAAAAUUAUCAUUACAACUAGGCAUGACCGUUUGCUAAAGGUUCAUGAAGUUUGUGAGGUUUCCAUGGUUAAGGAGUUUAAUGAUGUUGAAGCGCUUCGUCUCUUCAGUUGGCAUGCUUUUGGACAAGACCAUCCUAUUGAAGCAGACAUCAAGCAGCUCAUUCGUAGAUGCCUUGUAACAGUUGGAGUAGAGAACAAGCUAAUGAUGCAUCAAUUGCUUAGAGAUAUAGGGAGGGAGAUUAUUCGCCAAGAAUCUCCUAAGGAGCCUGGAAAACGCAAUAGAGUAUGGCAUCAUAAGGAUGUAUACAAUGUAUUAAAAGAAAAGACUGGAACAGAAACAAUUGAAGGUUUCAUCCUAGACCUGUGUGUGCUACAGGAAGAUAUGCAAGGCAAGAGUGUAAAUAAUACACAACACCACCAUUUUGACAAUUUUGUGGACAACAAUUUAUCAAAGCGCUGGCGUCAUCAUGGCUUAUUCUCUUGGCUUCCCACAUAUUCUGUCUCAACAGAAUCAAAUGAAGAAGUCGAUUUGAACACUGAUGCAUUUUUUUUGAUGUGCAAAUUACAAAUACUCCAGCUUUAUAGUGUACAACUCAUUGGUGGCUAUGAAAAUUUUCCUAAGAAGUUAAGAUGGCUGCAUUGGCAUGGAUUCCCUUUAAAAUUUAUACCUAAUGAUUUUCCUCUAGAGAGCCUGGUUGUUCUUGAUAUGCGCAAUAGCAGCUUGGCACAACUUUGGAAAGGAACCAAGGUAUUGUUGAAGAUCCUCAAUCUCAGUCAUUUCCAUGGCCUUGUCGAUUCCCCAGAUUUCUCACUACUCCCUAAUCUUGAGAAACUGAAACUUAAAGAUUGCAUAAAUUUGGUUGGUGUUCAUGAAUCCAUUGGGAAACUAGAGAGACUUGUUUUGCUGAAUCUAAGAGGUUACAGAAAUCUUACAAAGCUUCCAAGGGAAAUUGUUCUGCUCAAAUCCCUUGAAGAACUUAUUCUCUCAGACUGCUCAAGUCUUGACAAGUUACCUCCUGACCUGGUCAAGAUGGAAUCUUUGAAAGUGCUUAAUGCAGAUGGAAUAAAUCAAUUGUCCUCAAAUAGUGGAGCAGUUAAACCAUGGCAUGAACAUAUUUGGUCUUGGGUAUCAAAACUAAGAAGUCGCCCUAAAUCCAUUUGUUUCUCAUUGACUUCCUUACCACGCUCAUUAGUAAGCUUAAAUCUUUCAAAUUGCAAUAUAUCUGGUGAUGGUAUUCCAAGGAAUCUCAAUACUCUGUCCUCAUUGCAAAGCUUGCAUCUACACAGAAAUCCAAUAUGCAGCCUUCCAGGAAGCCUCAAAGGUCUUACUAGGCUAAUUGUUCUUAACUUAGCUGACUGCACUAGGCUCCAAUCACUUCCAGAGCUUCCAUUGAGUUUAUACUCAUUAGAUUUAAGUGGAUGCAGAUCUUUGGAAAUGGUAGCAAAUCUGUCAAACUUGUAUAAACGACUAUAUUUAGACAUAGGUAAUUGUGAGAAACUAGUUGAUAUUCCGGGAUUAUUGAAGUUAGAACCAAUUGGAAACAUUGAUUCAGAAAUGAUUAACAAUUUGAGCUUGACUAAGUGGGAUUUCAUGGGAAUGGCUGAGUUCGAACUAUACAGUAACCUAACUGGUACAAUUAUUAAAGCUCCCACACUCCAGAGUAGAGGUUUAUCAAUGUCUUUUAUAGUUCCUUCACUUCCACAUCUCAAAUUCUGUGGCCUAAAUAUAUGCAUUGUAUAUGCCAUGGAUUUUAGACUGGCAGAAUGGUCUCAUGAAUAUAUUAAAGUCAGUAAUAAAACUAAGGGUAUGAAAUGGCCAUAUAGGCCAACAUUUAGAGGCAUUACAUAUGAACACAAAGAUGUGAUAUGGUUAAGUGAUUGGAAGAUAGCGGAUCUGUUAAUGGAAGUUGGUGAUGAAAUGAACAUCUCUGUGAAUAUGGCGGAAUUUUUUUGGGUAAAAGAAUUUGGAAUUCGAAUUCUGUAUGAUGAAGAAGGGAAAUGUAUCCAGAACAACACUAGAUAUUCUUUUCAUCAUAAUGUCAUUGAUUUGUCAACAUAUCAAAUGAGAGAAGGCGAGUACUUCUUAUGCAAUGACGAUGAUGUUAGUUGGGCGCUACUCUACUCAAGGAUGUGCGAGUAG